This is a messenger RNA of Esox lucius (northern pike), 3684 nucleotides long. It is a transcript of the gene sidt2, whose product is annotated as SID1 transmembrane family, member 2. Gene Ontology annotation, cellular component: membrane. The coding region runs from base 369 to 2987 and encodes 872 amino acids. The transcript has 27 exons. Lineage: Eukaryota; Metazoa; Chordata; Actinopteri; Esociformes; Esocidae. The record is from RefSeq and is a predicted model, not a curated record.
CUUACGCAUUUUUGUUAGUUUGGAUAUCCUUUGCCAUAAGGAAUUAGCCAGUUAACUGACAAGGUUAAUAGGUUGCUAGUAACUAAAUGUUACAGUACUGUUAGUCGCCUACAUAUUGAUCAUUUGCAAAUAUACUGUAACUACUAACGACGCUGGCAAUAUUGGAGAAGCUUAUCACACCAGCUAGCAAGCUAGUUGUUCGAUAUCAAUUGUUCUGUUGUCACGCAUUACUAACCAUUGCGCCUUGGUCUAGUUAGCCAGCUGACUAGUAACUGUAGUUAGGUUUACAAUUGCCACUGUCAUCCGCCGUGUUAGUACGUGAAUUUUGGUAAUUUUGAUCGACAAAAACUGUUGAAAAUCGCAAGGAAAUGUUUUUGAGGAGCUGUUGGAAAUCUCGACACAAGCCAGACUCCGGUUCAGUUUUAGUCUGGUUACAGCUUCGUUACGUGGCCCUGUUGUGGUUAUGCGUGACCCACUUGGGGUGCGCAGGGGCAGAAAAAACGGUGGUCCAAAAAGAUGCAGAAUUUGAUAUUACCUACAACGAUACAGCUAGGAGUGACAACCAAACCAUCUACGCCUUCAAUCACACCGUGUCCCGAAACAGAACGGAGGGGGUCCGCGUGACUGUGGACGUGCUGUCUGAGGGGACAGAGAGCAGUCCCAUCCUGUUUGUGGUCAGACAGAAGCAGGCAGUGCUGUCCUUCCAGGUCCCUCUCAUACUGCGUGGACUGUACCAGAGGAAGUACCCCUAUGCCCACGUGGGCCGGACAUUGUGCCAGCCCCCCACCCGAGCCCUUGCUGAGACCCAGUACUUCUUUGUGGACGUUUCCACCCUGUCCAGCCUGGGAACUCACUACCAACUGAGGAUUAGCCGCGUGGAAAGCUUCACCUUGCAUACAGACAAGAAGUUUAGCUUCACUGCCUCACCGUCCCAACCCCAGUACUUCAAAUAUGUUUUCCCGGACGGAGUGGACACCGUCAUCGUCAAGGUCAACUCGGAGAUGACCUUUCCGUGUUCGGUCAUGUCCAUACAGGAUAUCCAGUGUCCAGUGUAUGACUUGGAUAACAACGUUGCCUUCAUUGGAAUGUAUCAAACCAUGACCAAGAAAGGUGCCAUCACGGUCCAGAGGAAGGACUUCCCCAGUAAUAGUUUCUAUGUGGUGGUGGUGGUGAAGACGGAGGACGAGGCUUGCGGGGGCCCUCUUCGCUUUUACCCCCUGCGUCCAGAUGAGCUCAUCGAUGCUGGCAACCGCAGUAAAACCCUGGAUGUGGUCGUCUCGCCUGCCAUCAAGUCGGAGGUGUAUGUGAUGGGAAUGCUGUUCUGCUUGGGCAUCUUCCUCUCCUUCUACCUUCUGACAUUCCUGGUGGCCUGUGUGGAGAACAAGAGGAUGCACAGGAGGAGGGAGGGGCUUCUGCACCCGGUGGACAUGUCACCUGCAGAGACAGCACCUUUACUGGGGAAGCCUGCAGUGACUCCAGUCUCCCCCUAUGACCAAUACGGCUCUUUUGCGGACAAUGCCAGCACGCUAAGCUCCGAGGCCAUUACAGACAGCAUAGCAUCAGAUGCUAACUAUGGAUAUAUGGGACAGGAGCCUUUCAAACGCAGACCCUUCCUCACUGCCAUCCACCACGUAGCCAUUCGCAUUGAGCGUUCGUUGGAGAGUGUUACAGGUCGGAGUCGUCAUGAGUCUCUCAGCUCAGUGGAGGAAGAUGACUACGACACGCUGGCCGACAUCGACUCAGACAAGAACAUAGUGCGCACCAAGAAAUAUCUGUGUGUGUCAGACUUGGCUCGCAAGGACAAGAGAGUCCUGAGUAAAAAGUACCAGAUCUACUUCUGGAACAUUGCCACCAUAGGUGUGUUCUACGCUCUUCCUGUCAUCCAGCUGGUCAUCACAUAUCAAACGGUUGUCAAUGUGACAGGAAAUCAGGACAUCUGCUACUACAACUUCCUGUGUGCGCAUCCCCUGGGGAAUCUGAGCGCCUUCAACAACAUACUGAGUAACCUGGGAUACGUGAUGCUGGGCCUGCUGUUCCUGCUCAUUGUGCUGCAGAGGGACAUCAUCCACAGCAAAGCCCUGGAGCGCAACGAACUCAACGCCCUGGAGUGUGGCAUCCCUAAACACUUUGGGCUGUUCUAUGCCAUGGGCACGGCUCUGAUGAUGGAGGGGCUUUUGAGUGCCUGCUACCAUGUCUGUCCCAACUACACCAACUUCCAGUUUGACACCUCCUUCAUGUAUAUGAUUGCGGGGCUGUGUGUGCUGAAGCUGUACCAGAAGAGACAUCCAGAUAUCAAUGCCAGUGCUUAUACUGCCUAUGCCUGCCUGGCUGCUGUCAUCUUCUUUUCUGUGCUGGGAGUGGUGUUUGGGAAAGGCAACAUGGUCUUCUGGAUUGUUUUCUCUGUAAUCCACAUCCUGGCCACCCUGCUGCUCAGCACACAGCUCUACUACAUGGGACGCUGGAGGCUGGAUUCUGGCAUCCUGCGCAGGAUGGUCUAUGUCAUCUAUACAGACUGUAUCCGCCAGUGUAGUGGCCCUAUGUAUAUCGACCGAAUGGUUCUGCUGGUGAUGGGAAACAUAGUGAACUGGUCUCUGGCUGCCUACGGCCUGCUAGAGAGACCCAAUGACUUUGCCUCUUACCUCCUGGCCAUCGCCAUCUGCAACCUGCUGCUCUACUUCGCCUUCUACAUCAUCAUGAAGCUCCGUAGUGGUGAGAGGAUCGGGUGCAUGUCCCUGGUGUGUAUCCUCUUCACAGCCGUGGUCUGGGGCUUUGCCCUCUUCUUCUUCUUCCAAGGCCUGAGCACCUGGCAGAAAACUCCAGCUGAAUCCCGAGAGCACAACCGCGACUGCAUCGUCCUGUCCUUCUUCGACGACCACGACAUCUGGCACUUCCUGUCCUCCAUCGCCAUGUUUGGCUCGUUUCUGGUUCUCCUGACCAUGGACGAUGACCUAGAUGACGUCCAGAGAGACAAGAUUUUUGUGUUUUGAGGCAGCAACUGUCUUCGCCUUAACAUCCCUCACUAAACAAUACUGACCGUGAAGUCUGAGACCCCCACUGGCCUGUCUACCUGACUACAGGUGGGCUGGGCGUCUUUCAGCCUCUCACAGCCAAUCAGACAACUGGGGAGGGAUGGAGCUCCCUCCCCCUAGAAUCUGUAUGGACACUUGGUGUGCCAAUCAAUGUCUGGCUCCACCAGCCCCGCUGACAUUUCUCUUGCUGCCAUCCAACAUUACUGUAGUCAUUGUGUUUUCUUACUGCUGACGAAAUAACAAUGUUAAUUGCUACAACAAUUUACAUUUAUUUUAUAUUGCAUUCUUAUUGACUACGUAAGUGCGCUGUGUGAGUGUAAAUGUUUUUGAGCAUUAAUAUUUGUAUCCGUGUGUGUGUGUGUGUGUGUGUGGGAGUGUAAAGUCACUCCAUGUCCAGUCUGUCGGUGGCCUUCUCUGUCCAUGAGUGUGAUCAGUAUGUGUUCCUGUGGGCCAGUGUCACAAUGUACUUCAGCUGGGAUGAAUCGGUCCCAGCUGUCCCUGAGACAAAGCAAUGAUUGUAUUUCAAUUACUAACUACGUCCUUAGCUGAUGAGGAAGAUGUAUUUUGCACUGUAGUAUAAUAUAAGAAAACGUUGUGAUGAAAACUGUAUGACGGAACAACUACUGAAUAAAGUCUUUGUUUCCACUCUGGUAAA